AUGGAUAAAAUUACAAAAAAAAUAUUAAAAAUUUUUAUACAAGAACAAAAUUACUCACAAGAUAUACCUUAUUCAAUUUCAUCAAAGUCAUACAAGUUCUUUGAUGAUUUUGGAAAUAAUUUUAUAGAUAUUAUAAUUAAACUUUCAGUUGCAAUUAGUAUAAAAAGAAAUGAAGAUAUUUUAGGAUCAAAUGAAAAAAUUAAAGUAAAUGUAGACGAUUUAUUAUUUUCAUUACCAAUUUUAUUCACUACCGGGGCAUUUCUUAAUAAUUUAGCAUGUACUGUUUCAAAUGAAAAAGCAGAAGAAAAUAGUAAUACUAAUUUCCCAAAACCAUUGGUUAAAUCUAAAAUCAAGGAUCUUGGUAUAAGUGACAAGUUUAAGUUUAAGAAGGGUUACAUCAGUGCAUUGGCAUCAUCAUUAACUUUAGUUAUUUAUCAAAUUAUUUCUGAUGCUUUUUACUCAUGGGAAGUUUACAUUGAACUUGAAAGAAUUAACGAAAGUCUUAAAGAUGAAAUGUUGGAUUUAAAGCAUAUUUUUAAUAAAGAUUUUAUUAAAAUUAAAGAAAAUAAAAAGAAAGAUUUCUUGGUAGAUAUUAAUGCUCAAAUAUGUCAAUUAUUUUGUUUUAAAGAUUUUAAACAAAAUAGAAUGAUGAUUUUAAAUUAUACAUUAGAUUAUUAUGAUAGAAAUGCUAAUAAUAGCAACAACAAAAACAAUAAUAAUAAUAAUAAUAAUAAUAAUAAUAAUAAUAAUAAUAAUAAAGAUAAUAAUAGUGAUAGUGAUAGUGGUAUACUUAAAUUAAAAUCCAUUAGUAUUAAUGAUGAGGAUGAAGAAGAAGAGGAUGACCACGAAGAAGAGGAGGAAGAGGAAGAAGAGGAAGAAAAAGAAGAAGGAAUACAAUAUACUGAAGACGAAUUAUUAGAGAUGUCAUAUAAAGAGAUUCAAAGUAUUGCAAAACAGAUAGGUGUUAGGGCAAAUUGUAAAAAAGCUGAUAUUAUAGAUAAUAUAUUGAAAAUCCAAACCCCCCAACAAAACCAAGUAGAAUCCAAAUCACCAAAAAAGAAGAAACAAAGAAAAGAACCAAUAGAAGAAAAUAAACAAAAAAAAACAAACAAAAAAUCAAAUUCUAAAUCAGUAUUAAGAUUUGAAAAUUAUAGAAACACAUUUAUUUCAAAAACUGUUCAAAUUGAAAGUGAUGAAACUGACGACUCUGAAUAUUCAGAUGAUUCUUCAGAUGGCUCAUACAUUCAUGCAGAUUUUAGUGAAAUCGAGAGUGACUUUAGUGACUUUUUUAAAAAGGGCCUACUAGACCAAUUGCUUUAUCAUGAUUUCAAACAAUAUAAAAAAGAUUUAAUCGAUGCUGCAACAGAUGAAAACGAAAAGAUUAAAUUAAAAAAGAAGUCUCCAAGGGUAUUGUGGUUCGAUCGUCCAAUCAAUAGAAAUUACAAUCAUUUAUUAACUGAAGCAGGAAAAGAAAAAUACGAAAAAGAAAAAAUUAAAAGUGAUGACUACGAAAGUUCUGAUUUCGAAUCAGAGUCAUCAGAAGAAGACCCAGAUUCAUUAACUUACAAAGAAAGACUAAAGAAAUAUGGUUCAGAUUAUGAAGAGUGGAGUGAUUUCGCUGACUCAUUCUAUGAAUCUAUGAUGGGGACCGAUGCAGCCCAUGAUAUCAGGGGUGGCCCAAGAUGGUUAUGGAAAAAUCGUGAAGACUUUGGUUGGUCUGAAGAAGAUUAUGAAAAUUUAAAAUAA
This is a messenger RNA of Dictyostelium purpureum, 1746 nucleotides long. RefSeq lists its product as uncharacterized. The transcript is spliced from 2 exons. NCBI's taxonomy places the organism in Eukaryota, Evosea, Eumycetozoa, Dictyosteliales, Dictyosteliaceae. The record is from RefSeq and is a predicted model, not a curated record. The coding region runs from base 1 to 1746 and encodes 581 amino acids.